Molecule: messenger RNA, 1437 nt
Organism: Cordyceps militaris CM01
Lineage: Eukaryota; Fungi; Ascomycota; Sordariomycetes; Hypocreales; Cordycipitaceae
Exons: 2
Coding region: 1-1437 (478 amino acids)
Source: RefSeq, a predicted model, not a curated record
AUGGCGUUACUACAGCUAUCAACAAUACAUGAUUUCGAGACGCUCAACGACGAACAAUUGUAUGAUCUCAUAAGCAGACAUCGCCGUCCUAACGGCGACAUCGAGAUACCCUUGGACGGUUUAGAGGCAUCACCCCAGCAAGAAAGAUAUAUCGCUGCCCGGUUGCAUGCCGCCGCGCGAGGAACCUCAGCGCACGCUCUCGAUGUCGAAUUCCUCAUUCGGCGCAUCCAAGAAGCUGCUGACAACCAGGACGCCUUCUUGUCAGCCUCGCCGACAGAAAAGACAACGAAUGAUACAGGAGACAAUACUCGGGGGGAUAAAGACAGUGAAAGUGACAGCAAUACGAGAAUACCUGACCCGGACCAAGAUUUGAUUGAUGAGACAGAGGCCCACGACCGACUUGUCAAAGAUGGCGGCCGACCAUUAUACCCCAUCGACCUGUUGCGCCAAGUGCUACAAAGCCCUUCUGAGUACCGCGACAUGCUCCGGCCGUUUUGGGGCCACCCUAGAGACGGAAAUAGCGACUGCGACGUAUUCCAGAGGCAAUGGCAGCGUUGGGCAGAUUUCCGUCUCUGGCAACUUGUCAACAGAGGUCUCCAAGAAGACGGCAACGGCUACGCGGCGCAUGUGGACGAAACCAGGGCUUUAUACCGUAAACUAGGAUAUGUGGAUGGGCUGGCUAAGCUUGACUCUAAUCCAUCCUGCCUUCGCGAGUCGUGGGCGGCACGAUUGAAAAAGCGCAAAUGGCAGCGCCAGUUCUACCGCCAGCCCGGCCACACUUCUCUCCGCGACUACGAAGCCGCCGCAAAGGUGCGCCUGGCACGUCACGGGUUCCGCCAGCCAUUUUCGCUGCAUGAACAACCCAGACUGCAAAGUGUGUUGACUACGUUGAUCGAGUACCUAUGUUUCGAAUGCUGGUGGUAUGACUGGUAUAAUGCACAAGUCAAGCGUUUGGAGCCUGAAUACGACGCCGCGUGGUCAGAGCUGUGCGCUGCCGCGAUACUGGAACCUGACGAGAAUGCAGAGUCUCUCCGGACACCUGCUUCUUCAAUGCGUCGCCACCGAGAAUUGCACGACGCGCAGACGGCCUUGCUGGCAGCAAAACUCGAGGUAGAGAGGGUGCACAAUACAUUGAACCAAAGCGCCAAGCAGAUUCGGGAAGCCCUUGGGAAACUGAGAGACGCAAAAGCCAGGGUCGACUUCGUCGAACGACGCGACGCUCUCAUCACAAACUUCAUUCGAAAUACUUUUGACUAUAAAAAGGCCAAAAAUAACAGUGCAAAUCAGCUUAUCCUGCUGGACUGGGCAAAAAUACAGGCGUCACCUACAUCGAACAAGAUCGGAGGUCGGAAGAGGAAGAGGCCUAUCGAGGACGAAACACCAGACACGAUGCCGAUUAACAAACGUGGAGCUUCCGACCAAGCACUUUCUCGCUAG